AUGCGUGCAGUCAGGCACGCCUUUGGGGGAAUCCGUCUUGUCAUUUUUCCUUCUCUCAACCCUGAGGGGAGAAAAUGGUCCGGGGCGUCUCAUCUCCCCAGCCUUCCUGCGGUGCUCGCCGCUGUCGUCCUCUCCCAUGCUUAUGCUAGGAUUUCUUUGGUGUGUAUCUCUUUCAAACAACGAUAG
This is a messenger RNA of Cryphonectria parasitica EP155, 186 nucleotides long. RefSeq lists its product as uncharacterized. The transcript has a single exon. NCBI's taxonomy places the organism in Eukaryota, Fungi, Ascomycota, Sordariomycetes, Diaporthales, Cryphonectriaceae. The record is from RefSeq and is a predicted model, not a curated record. The coding region runs from base 1 to 186 and encodes 61 amino acids.